GCGCGGCCGCGGCCGGGGCCGGGCGGGAGCGGGGGGCGGCCGGCUCGGCCAUGCGCGCUCCGCGGGGCCCGGCGCGCUGAGCGGGAAGAUGCUGCUCGGCGCCGGGCGGUAGUACUAUGAUUUGCUAUGCGGCCGCUUUGAUUGCAAGUGUCCUGGGCGCCGCGGGGCUGGCCGCGCAAGGUGCCCACGGCUCAAGGGAGGAACCCGAGUUUGUGACGGCUCGUGCUGGCGAGAGCGUGAUUCUGGGAUGCGACGUGAUCCACCCGCUGACAGGGCAGCCCCCUCCCUAUGUGGUGGAAUGGUUCAAGUUCGGAGUCCCCAUUCCCAUCUUCAUCAAGUUCGGGUUUUACCCUCCCCACGUGGACCCAGAAUAUGCAGGCCGUGCCAGCCUUCACGACAAGGCAUCUCUGCGCAUCGAGCAGAUUCGCUCUGAGGAUCAGGGCUGGUAUGAGUGCAAAGUGCUCAUGCUGGAUCAGCAGUACGACACCUUCCACAACGGCAGCUGGGUUCACCUCACAGUCAAUGCUCCCCCCACCUUCACGGAAACUCCCCCGCAAUACGUAGAAGCAAAGGAAGGCAGCAGCAUCACUCUGACCUGCAUGGCUUUUGGGAACCCCAAGCCUAUCGUCACCUGGCUGAAAGAAGGGGACCUCUUGGGUGCUGGUGGGAAAUACCAGGUAAGCGAUGGGAGUUUGACUGUCAUCUCUGUCAGCCGGGAAGACCGAGGCGCUUACACCUGCCGGGCUUACAGCAUCCAGGGGGAGGCUGUGCAUACCACUCGCCUGCUUGUACAAGGACCCCCGUUCAUCGUUUCCCCUCCAGAGAACAUCACCGUCAACAUCUCCCAGGAUGCACUGUUCACCUGCCAGGCCGAGGCGUAUCCGGGCAACCUGACUUACACUUGGUACUGGGAGGAGGAGAACGUCUACUUUAAGAAUGACCUGAAACUGAGGGUUCGGAUCCUGAUUGAUGGGACUUUGAUCAUCUUUCGGGUCAAACCGGAGGAUUCUGGGAAAUACACCUGCAUCCCUAGCAACAGCCUUGGCCGCUCACCAUCUGCCUUUGCCUACCUGACAGUGCAGUAUCCUGCCCGUGUGGUGAACAUGCCACCCAUCAUUUACGUUCCCAUUGGGAUACAUGGAUACAUCCGCUGUCCAGUUGAGGCAGAGCCACCAGUCACCAUCGUCAAGUGGAACAAAGAUGGACGUCCCCUGCGAAUCGAAAAGUAUUCUGGGUGGAACGUGAUGGAAGAUGGAUCAAUCCGAAUAGAGGAGGCAACGGAGGAAGCUCUCGGCACUUAUACCUGUGUGCCUUAUAACGCCCUGGGUACGAUGGGCCAGUCCCCCCCUGCCCGACUGGUGCUGAAGGACCCACCCUAUUUCACGGUGCUACCAGGCUGGGAGUACAGACAGGAGGCAGGGAGGGAGCUGUUGAUCCCUUGUGCUGCUGCAGGAGACCCCUUUCCUGUCAUCGCCUGGAGAAAGGUAGGGAAGCCCAGUAGAAGCAAGCACAACACUCUUCCAAGUGGCAGCCUACAGUUCCGAUCCCUCAGUAAGGACGACCAUGGGGAGUGGGAGUGUGUCGCUACCAACAUAGUCACAAGCAUUACUGCCAGCACUCAUCUUACAGUCGUAGGCACAAGCCCUCAUGCCCCAAGCAACGUGCGCGUUGUGGUUUCCAUGACCUCUGCCAAUGUCUCCUGGGAGCCCGGCUACGAUGGCGGAUAUGAGCAGACAUUCUCAGUUUGGUACGGCCCUCUGAUGAAGAGAGCACAGUUUGGACCCCAUGACUGGCUGUCUCUUCCAGUGCCAUCAGGUUCUAGUUGGCUGCUGGUGGAUACCUUAGAACCAGAGACAGCAUACCAGUUCAGUGUCUUGGCUCAGAACAAACUGGGCACGAGCUCCUUCAGUGAGGUGGUCACUGUGAACACUCUAGCAUUCCCUGUAACAACUCCAGAGCCCCUGGUGUUAGUUACCCCACCGAGGUGCCUAACAGCCAAUCGGACACAGCAAGGAGUCCUGUUGUCAUGGCUUCCUCCAGCCAAUCAUAGCUUUCCAAUUGACCAUUACAUCAUGGAGUUCCGUGUAGGGGAGAGAUGGGAAAUACUGGAUGAUGCUAUCCUGGGAAGCGACAAUGACUUUUUUGCCAAGGACUUGUCUCAGGACACCUGGUAUGAGUUCAGAGUUCUGGCUGUCAUGCAGGAUCUCAUCAGCGAGCCCAGUAACAUAGCUGGUGUGUCCAGUACAGAUGUAUUUCCACAGCCUGACCUAACAGAUGAUGGUUUAGCCCGACCGGUGCUGGCUGGCAUUGUUGCCACCAUCUGCUUUUUGGCUGCUGCCAUCCUCUUCAGCACGCUAGCUGCCUGCUUUGUCAACAAACAACGCAAACGCAAACUCAAGCGUAAGAAAGACCCUCCUCUCUCGAUUACCCACUGCAGGAAGAGUCUGGAGUCUCCGUUGUCUUCCGGCAAGGUGAGUCCCGAGAGCAUCCGCACUCUCCGGCCCCCCUCCGAGUCCUCUGACGAUCAAGGCCCACCGGGCAAACGAAUGCUGAGCCCUAGCAAGGAGAAAGAGUUGUCUCUCUACAAGAAGACCAAGAGGGCCAUUAGCAGCAAGAAAUACAGCGUCUCCAAGGCUGAGGCCGAAGCUGAGGCUACCACCCCUAUUGAGCUCAUCAGCCGUGGACCAGAUGGCCGCUUUGUGAUGGACCCCUCCGAGAUGGAGCCCUCGCUCAAGACCCGCCGGAUAGAGGGCUUCCCUUUCGUGGAGGAGACGGACAUGUACCCCGAGUUCCGCCAGUCGGACGAAGAAAACGAUGACCCCAUGAUGCCCUCAUCUGUAACAGCCCUCAAAUCCCAGCUGACCCCUCUGUCCUCCAGCCAGGAGUCCUACCUUCAGCCACCAGCAUACAGCCCCAGAUUCCACAGGGGCUUGGAGGGGACAGGUGCCCUAGAGGGUCGCCUGCAGGCCACCGGCCAGACCAGACCACCAGCCCCCAGGGGUUUUCACCACAGCCAGUUUUACGGUUACCUCAGCAGCAGCAGCCCUGGGGAGAUGGACCCUCCGCCUUUCUACAUGCCAGAAGUCAGCCCUCUCAGCUCUGUCAUGUCCUCCCCUCCUCUGCACCCUGAGGGGCCCUUCGGACACCCAACGAUCCCCGAGGAGAACGGGGAGAACGCUUCCAACAGCACGUUGCCCCUGACUCAGACGCCCACGGGGGGCCGAUCCCCUGAGCCAUGGGGGAGGGCUGAGUUUCCUUUCAGCGGCCUGGAGGCUUCUCCCAUGAUAUUCCCUCACCAGCUCCAGCAGUGCGACGUGGCCGAGAGUGUACAGCCAAAGGCCUGUCUUCCUAGGGGGCCGCCCCCUUCCUCCCUCCAGGUCCCGGCGUCCUACCCUGGCAUUCUGCCCCUGGAGGCACCAAAGAGUUGGACUGGCAAGUCACCUGGCAGAAGCCAACCCUCUGUGCCCACCACCACCAAAUGGCAGGACAAACCUAUGCAACCUAUGGCAAGUCAAGGGCAGCUAAGACAUACCAGUCAAGGUAUGGGCAUACCCGUGUUGCCUUACCAUGAACCGUCCGAGUCAGUCGGCCACAGCGGCACAAGCACAUUCAGCCUGGACACCAGGUGGUAUGAGCCCCAACCCAGACCUCGGCCAAGCCCUCGGCAAGUCAGGAGGGCUGAGCCCAGUUUACAUCAGGUGGUGCUACAACCUUCGAGGCUUUCCCCUCUGACCCAAAGCCCCCUCAGCUCCCGCAACAGCUCCCCGGAGCUGACCGCACGUGCCAGACCGCGGCCGGGCCUCAUCCAGCAGGCAGAGAUGUCGGAGAUCACCCUGCAGCCCCCCGCAGCGGUCAGCUUCUCCCGCAAGUCCACCCCAUCAACUGGAUCCCCAGCUCAGAGCAGCAGGGGAGGAAGUCCCAGCUACCGACCUGCUGGGGCCUUCACCUCUUUGGCCACUGGUUUCCCCUCCUCCCAGGGCUCCUCCCUGCCCGUGGACAGCAUGGAUGUUUUUGGAGAAAUUCCCUCUCCGAGGAGGGCUGGGGAGGAGAUUCUCAGACCAGAGCCUACAUCGACAACAUUAUCCACUUCGGGAAAACGUCCAUCUCCAUCCCAGAAUGCUGCUGCACCUGAGAGGCUCGAAGCUCUGAAAUACCAGCGGAUAAAGAAGCCCAAAAAGUCAUCCAAGGGCUCCUCGAAAUCCAAAAAACAAUCCAAUGGUUCUGCCUCCCAGGUUCAGCAACUUCCCAACUCUCAGGUACUGUGGCCUGACGAAGCUGUCUGCCUCCGCAAGAAGAAGAGACACCCUCGUCAGGACCCUUUCGCCCGCCUCUCAGCGCUGAAGGAUGACCUCUGUCAUCGGCAGCUUCCUGAAGACCAGACAGCUAUUCUCAACAGCGUGGACCAUGACGACUCCAGCGGGCAUGCCACCUUACUUUAGCGUAGUGCCAGCUCAAGAAGGUUCAAAUGGAGGGGGGGGGAGGGAGCAGAGAUCUCAAGAACUACACACACAUUAGGGGAAAAGGUUUGGGGGGCGGGGAGGGAGGAGGUUGAGGGUGUGGAAACGGGGUAUGAUCUCCAGGUCUGGCUCUCGUGCCAGUGGGCUGAGCACACUGGAUGCACAUGUUCUUUGGUAUUAACACACAGGAAACCAGCAUCCAGUCUCUGCCUACAGGGAGAGACUCCCCAUCCUUUCUGGGGAGCUUCUAUUUUAAAGUUACUCGAGGAGGGGGCAGGAGGAAAAAUAUUCGAAACAAGGGGGAAAGUGCUACUCCUCCCUGUCUGCCCCCUCCACAAGGUUUGGCCUCGCUUCAGAGAAGCAGGAAACGGUGAGGCUGGGAAGUGCAAUGCUAGGAGUGAAAGGAUUUAAAACUUUGGACUGUUGUAAGAAUUUGGUGUUCCUCAAAUCCACUUUUCUCUGUUGCAGCUUCAGUUUUGUGAUCCCUGGAAGGCGGAUGAGAUUUUCUCUCUUGGUUUCAAUAAUUAAUGUAUUGAUUAAGGAAAUCAUAGGUGCAAAUUAGAUUGUGUAUUUAUACGGUGCGUAUUGAGGUAGGGAACGUGGAAGCAGACAAAUGACCGUGAAUGACAGGAAUAAUUAGGAUUACGCAGGAUGCAAUUCAGUGACAUGAAACAAACACGCCAGGUUGGAACUGCUGACCCAGUGAAUCUGAUUAUUUUAUAAUAAAAGAUUAAAGAACCACCACAGAAAAUUCUGGUUGUGCAAAAUCUUCUUGCCUGUCCACAUUUUUUUCUGUGGGGAAGAUGGUAACAAAAACACGUGACAUUGUCCUGAUCUGCCCCAACAUAGACAAACCCUCAAGAUAAGCAAAUAGGUGGAAGUGUGCAAAGCUGAACUUGUACAUAUGGAACCUGUUAACUUGUACUAACAAUAAUUGGCAGAUGAGCGAGGACAGACAUGUUUUUUAAAAUCCAAGGAUAUUUUAUUCCAAACUCUAUGUUGUUGAUUUUGAUGAGGGUGGUUUAGAUUAGUUUAUGAUGAUGCUUCAUAUGGUACUCGUAAAUGUCCUGUAGUACAAUUUGUGGACUUAAUGAAGUUUUGGUAGUAAUGAGAGCUUAAUACAAGGGUGUUUUGUGUUCUUUAAGCUUAGCUGCAAUAAGGGGAGGAGUGAGAGCUGACUUUUCUGUCUGCAGAGUGCAAAUGAACAUCUGACUCUGUACCCCCCAAAAAACAGCCUGUAUUGGAAUUGCUUUCAGUCUGCACUUUCAAACCGUGUCUGAUCAAUGUAAGCACAGCAGCAUCGCAGAGGGCUUCUGGAAAGUGUUUCUGAUGCGUAGAACAAAAUAAUCAUCUCUAGGGGCAGCUGGUAAAAACAAAUCCCAUCGUCUUGCAUCAGUUCUGAAGUUUCUAAAGCGUUGCUGAGAGUUUCAUCGUGUCCCUUCUUUUUUACCUCCACCAUUUUCAGACUGAAUGUUGUGUUGGGUUUUAACACUCCCAUGGCUCAGUCUUUGUAAUUAUGACAGUGCCAUUCCAAAUUCUCACCGGAGUGUAUUCUGUUCAAAUUAUAUUAAGGCAGAUUCACCUGUCAGUCAGCUUCCUUCUGGAUUGCAUAGGCCUGUAUAAGAGGAACAAUUGCAUUCUGCUGGACGGAGUAUGAGACUAAGAGUCAGGACACUUGGGUGCUAUUUUGUGCUCUGCCACUGACUUGCUGUGUGGCCUUGGGCAAGUCACCUAACCUCUCUGUGCCUCAGUUUCCCUGUCUGUAAAACGGGGGUAAAUGGUACUUAAGCACCUUUAUCAAAGCACUUUGACAUCCACAAACGAGAAGUGCUCUAAAAGUGCUGAGUAGUAUUAAAAUAGUAUCUCUAUAUUCAUAAAUACUUAGCCACUUUAAGUAGCGAGAUUGAAUAUUGUAUUCCAAUCUUUGCACAUUUCUUCCCUUGUGGUGGAGUACCAAGAUUUUUGCCUGCCUGGGAAUAAGUGGUUACAUUAGUAAAGAAUUUAGCAUGGACGUUUUUGUUUUAAGUGGAUUGAGGAUGUAGAAGAUGCCUCAGAUGACUCCUAGGAGGACAAGGGCUCUUGGCAUACGUUCUCCCCUUGCCCUGUGCCCUACCUCUGUCCCAAGUAACAUUGCCGAGAAAUUGUUCCCAGUCUUCUUGUGCUGGCGAAUUGGUUGGUUAUUAUUCUAGCUAAUGGUUGAAGCUGGGAGAAAAAUCCAAGAGUCCUGUUUAGCCAGAAAAAAACAGUUUUGUUUUAGCCACCUCAACAGGUCAAGUACUUUGGUAAGUUUUGAGAUGAAGUGUGCUUUUCAUCCAGGCCAGAAAUACCCUGAACAGAUUCUGGUUUGAGGGAGGAUAUCCUGAAUAAUACCUCAAGCAUGGAUCAAAGCAUUUGGGCAAGUGUAUAAUUGGCAUCCCUGACACUAUAUUAUCCGCUGGCUGGGUGGGAAUCCAGCUUUGCCUGCAGCUCAACUAUUUCUUCAGCUUCAGUGCAUUUUUAGGGAUUGCCAUAGACUCCAUUAGGACGUGGACUGGAUCUAGUAUCACUGCACGCUAGGUAGUGACAACUCCGUUUCUAUGACGUCAGCUCACAGACUGGUACCAGAAAAACUGGUUUCUGGUCGGAUCCAACCGGCCAGUUGCUUUUUAAAAUGUCUUGACUGGCAAAGGGGAAGGGAAUAGCUGGUAGGUACCGUCUCAAAUUUUUCCUGGGAACCUUGGACUUUGGAGGUCCUGUCCCAUUUGGCAAACUCCAUUCGUGUGUGUGCGUGCGUGCAAACGUCACAAGACUGGUUGCAUGCCAGUCGCGCUGCACAGACGUGGGUUUUAUUUUCCUGCUACCGAUCUACAGGUGAAAUUCAACCCUUUGCGGAGGGGUAUGAAAAUGUCCUGCUGAGUUUUUGUUGGAAGAGGCGCAUCGCUUUUGUACUAGUUUUCCAUAUAAGACCACUGUUUACAAAGGCCCCUCUUUCUUUUGCUCUUACUUUGUAAAGCUCUGUGCAAGCCGUUUGCCUCCUAAAUGCUUUCUGGAUUAUUUGCAGUAGCCCUUCAUAUUAGUAGGGUACAUGUCUUGGAGUGAAUGUCUCCUGGAUUAUAUAUUUCUAGAGAACUAAGAUGUAGGGAAGACUGUCAGAAUAUGUCAGCUCGCUUGGUCAGUCAUGUACGAGUUUGUUUUCCUUUGCAGGGGUAUAUUGGUAGCCGUGUUGGUCUGAGACAAAAAGAAAUGCAAUUAGACCAAAUAAGAACUUGCAAAAAAAAGAAAAAGCUUUUUCUGCAAGCUUUUUACUUGGCAGGCAUUUUGAGUAGAUGGUCCCUGCUUUCCAUGGCCUUCAACCUUUAAAGGCUGGAGCCGCAGCUGUCUCCACCUUUCUUUAGUUGUGUACCCCAUAUAGGACCCUGGGAUGGGAAAUCCAGCCAGUGAGCCUCAUGGAUCCAUCUGAAACAACUUUCUUUAUCCUUUACAGCAGUCUCUUCACCAUCUCCUUUACCUUGGCUAUUGUCAUAGUUAAUGAUUUUUUGGGAGGAAAAAGCUGGCCAAGGAAGGAAACAUUUUGGCUGUUUUCAACCACAAUGACUACCCUCUGGAGAGGAAAUCUUACCAAAUCCUGGCCUGUGCUUUAGCAAAUAGCCUCUGCUCCUUGACAGCUACGUUCUUGCUUCUCACAACUCUGUCUGGUUUUGAUUUGCUCCUGUAGGGCUUUCUCUUCCCCUCAUGGACCCAGAACAUAUUUGAAUUGUGUCAAACGAUGCCAAAUAUUUCCCGUUUCAUCCCAGUUUUGAAACUCCUUUUGGUUAUCUGCAAACACAGCUGCUUCUUUAUGAGGCAAAGAAUAUGCCUGGGGCCAAAUUCUUUUACUUUGCUAAUCUGUCCAAAGUGGAAAGGUUACUGUUUAUCAUUAACACUGUAGUUCCUCUUUUGCAAGCAUGGCAGUUUUUCUAAGUCGCCUGAAAAAACAAAAAAGACAGAGAAUCCCAAGCAAUGGUGAAAAAUUGUUUCCCAGGGACUGUGAGGCAUCACCGGCAGCAGGAAUGUCUUUCAUUUGCCUCUGCAGGGCACUCCUGCUUUAUGAGGAAUGUAACGCAAUGCUAUUAAAACAUCAAACCCCUCCGAUCUGAUACUGUCAGGGAGUUGUAUUCCCUGCCAAGCUGGGAUGACAUUUCUGUCUAAGAAUUCUUCCCCACCAUAACCUUUCAGUGCUUUUUCCUGAUUUUCAGUCCCCAGAUUUUGACGUGGCAGCUUUUCCUGUUGCAAUAGCUUGUAGUAGUCAGACAGACAGGAAUAUUUGGGGGGGAAGAGGGGAGCAGAACAAGAAGGGUCAAUGUGACCAUUUUGCUGCAGAGAGAAUUUGAGAAAGUGCCAUGCAGGGAAAAGAACCAGUUGACAGAAGCAGGAAAAGUUUGAUCGUAAGUGCACCGUUUGUGAAUAACCACAAUAUUUAGGAAUCUGACAGUGCAGUAGAAAUGCAUUUCAAAUGAGGUGCCCUCUUGUAAAAGUAUUUUUGUUUUUUGCAAAGGGCUUCUUGCACUAUGAGGGCAAUAGUGGCAUUGAUUUUAAACUGCAGUGUGAAAGGACGGUAUGUUUUCUCACCAUCCAGGAUGGAAGCUAUGCAUAUCGUUCCAGCCAGCUCUGCCGAUAAUAACUUUAAGCCAAAUUCUUCAAGGCAGUGCAAAGUACUUUUUCUUUUUUUCUACUUUUAUGUUUUUGAACAUAAAAUUGCACUGAGUUGGGUGAGGAGAUUUGAGAGCCUGGUUCUGGUGCAUGCAUCUCCAUUUCGGUGCACAGAUGGGCACUUGGAAGAAGAAUGGCUUUUGAAGUUGAUGUUGUACUGGGAUCAGAGACCUGCAUUCUGUUUUCAGCACAGUGACAUAUUUCCUCUGUGAUCUUGAAUGAUUCAUCUAAUUUUUGCAUCUCAGUUGCCUAUAAAAUCAGGCAGGAGUUUUAUCCCAGUCUCAAAGACGGGCUUAUGAGGCUUAGUCAUGAAUGGUAUGUAGUGUGAUGCUUAAAGGGAAAGAAACCAGGAUUUCAUGCAUGUGGCAUCCAGCUACCGUGGUGUUGGGUACAUUAAAAAUGCGUAGGAUAUCGGUGCAAAAUACUUAUUAUGGCAUACCUACAUAGCCUUUGUUUGUUCAAGUACCAGAUAAGCUCCAUUCCCAUAAUAAAUAUACAUAAUAAUAAAUGCAUAUUCCCAUAAUUCAUUUGAUUUCGUUUGACCCCAGUACUCUUUCCUGCCAUGGCAGGGGGUCGGACUUGAUGAUCUACUCGGGUCCCUUCUGUCCCGACCAACUAUGAAACUAUAAUAAAUGCAUAAAUGGUCACCCCGUCCUUUUGUUUCCAAAAUUGACUUUUCCGGCUUUUCACUAAUGCGGAAAGUCCUAUUUGUGGGAAUAGGUGAUGAGUUUUGCGGUAUGAGGAACUGUCUGCCUGAACAGAAGAUGGGGUACCUCCUUGGGUACUUUUCUUCCUGUUUGUGAGUUCACGGCUGUCCUCAGCGUGUUGAAGGCACUGCGACUGUUUCUGACGUCUCAAUUUAUCUCCACAAUAACGGGCUAUGUUGUGAGCCAUACUUUCAGGGAAGAUUGGAGAUAAUCCUGUUUUUGGUUGAGGGUAGAGGGAAAGCUCAGUCAGCUGCUACCCAAACAAAUUGCAGGAAAUAAUUUGAUGACAGCUAUUUAACCACAUAUCACUGGUAUUUGAUAAGUGAAGUUAUCACAUUGCUUGCAGCUGAGUGGUCUGGUUUGAACAUAAGGCUGGGAGCUGGGAAUCCAAAUUCAGUUUCCUGUGUCUGCCAGCGGCUCCCUUUUGAGGCUGGGUAAGUCACUUCACCUCUCUGCCUCAGUUUCCUCAUCUGUAAAAUGAGGAUAAUAACAUUGGUUUUUGCCUACCUCAUGGGGGUGUUGUGAGAGGGUUGAUUAGUGACUGUUUGUGAAGCCCUUUGACGAUGAAAAGCACUAUCGAUGCUGUGUAUCAGUCUUCUAUUUGAGCGUCUGUUCUGAAAUUUACCUUUUGAUUUCCUCCCUGAUAGACCUCUGUAGAGAGACACUAGUUUAGCAAAAUGGUGUAACCGAGCUGGCCCACGAUUCUUAGUACAGUGGCAGGCAAAGGUGCUGUUUCCUGCUCCUUGCUUGCUGUUUUUUUUCUUCCUUUUAUUAGCAAUUUCAGAUCCAUGUUCUAAGUGAAAAGCCAGCUGUUUGGUUGAGAACUGAAACAUUGGGUUUAAUCAGCUAAAUGAAAUCAAAUGUGUUUGUUGUUCUGGAAGAGUUAGCUAAGCCUUGCAUACAUGAGCAAGUGGGAGACAUAGGAAUUGCCUCUGAGUUUAACUUCUGGAAGGGCUUGUCUGCGUAAGUAAUUUUUGCACCAUUGUCAUUCAAAUUGGGUUUUUAAACUGACUGGCAGCAUGACCUUUAGUUUGGGGUAAGGCUUAUUUUCAUUUAGUUAAAUGCUUUCCUUAUAGGUUUAAACAACACAGUAAUAAGCUUGUCCAAUUCGUGGAAUGCCAGUGUUGAAGCAGCCUUUUGUACCCCACCCCAGGUUAAGUUUUCACCUUGAGAUAUACCAGUGCAGAUGUCUCCUGUACCCUGUCUCAGGGCACUGUUAAAGCAAACGAGUACCCGAACCACAGGGUGUGUUCCCUUAACAAAAUCCAUUGGUUCAAUGUCCUUACGCAGACAAGACCCUACACUUUACACGUGCAUUUCUUUGCAACCCCUUACGAGGUGGUAAGGAAAUGCAAGACUCGGUGGCUGGCAGCGGAAAAGCAUUUUUCAGCGGUAUCGGCAUGGAUGGGAAAUUCUUGAAGAAAGCUGCUUUCCCUAAUGGGUCAGAUUUUGUUCUCAGUUGUACUGGUAUACAUCUGAAAUCGCUCUAUUGAUUUCAGUCAAAAGUAUGAUUUAAGAACAGGAUGGUCGUAUGGAAACUCCUUUUGUUGGGGGACUGGCAUCAGGUUAAAUGCAAAAGACCCAUCUGUGCUGAGUGAGAGCUAAUGACUGUUUCAUUAGAUCUCUCUGUUAAGCAGCAAAUACAUUUCAGUAAAAACUUUCGAAGAGUUAGCUGAUUGGUAUCGAAUGCAUAUGCAUUGCACAUCUUAAAUGCAUUAAAUCUGAGCUGUGCUGAGCUACAGCAUGGUAGCUGCUGGGGUGUUAUAGUGUAAGGGAUUAGUGAGACUGUAUCUGGGGAAUCAGCGUUCUUGCAAGGGUGUUCCCUCAAGUGAAUGCCUCUGUGGAAGUCCAGCUCAUCUGUAACUCCGCUGCAGCCACGCUGUUAUCCCACAGAUAGACCCAGCCUGUUCCUUACUCUCAGGGGGUGAUUUUGAUUUUGUCCUCUAGUUGCUGGUUAUUUGGGGAGAUACCAUUUCGGAAAUACUUAAUUGCUAUCAAGGGAGGGAAAUGCAGCAAAUCCCUGCCCAACCUUGGGGUCAGAGAGUCUGUGGAGAGGGGCGCAGAGAGGAGGUGGGAUGGAGAUAUUUAGGUUUUUCGAGCAGAGACUUGUGCUCAUCUAAUGGCCUCUUCAUGUAGUGACCCUAUUUUAGUGCUUUAACUGCUGCUGUUCAAUCCCUCUCAGGACAAAAUUGGCCUUUUUGUUUUGUUUUGAAUUUUAACUUCGGGUUUAAGUAAAACUGAUUGGACUGUGAGCUUCUGCAAACAUUGUCUUGUCUCAGCGAGUGGGCUGAGGUUUGCUGGGUCCUUGUUAGGUGUUCCUGGAUCAGACGUGGGACCUUCACUGGCAAGACGUGGCUUCUACUCCACACAAGUUGCAAUUGGAGAUGCUCCAUGAUGGUUUUCUGAUAUUACUGUGAUAUAUUUUGGGGGGCCUUAUGGGGCCAUUUUGGGGGUUUUUUGUUUCUCCUCACUUGUUGGUUUCUUUUUCUCUGCAGACUAAGGAAAAUUUGUGAGUAGUGAAGGGGCCAGGCUAGUGAUCUCAUUUACGAUGAUUAAUUACUGAGUUAAUUCUCUAUUGGCAGAUCCCAUUCUCCAGACCCGAGAAUCACCGUUGUAGAAAUUGAACUCCUCUGGCCUUUCAUGUUCAGAGGAGAGAAGCGAAUAGUAGUAAAAGCUCCUGCCUCUUGUUUAACAAAUGCCCUCUGCAGCUGCGUGCUUUUCUUCCUGUUAUUGAAACGUUUGGAAGCUAUUCAAUGUUGUGUUGGAUUUUAAGGUUCAAAGAUACCUUUUUCCUUUUUAAUUUCUGGCGCGUGUCAGUAAUCCCAGCCCUGGUCAACAGCUGUUCGUGGUUCUCUGACAGCACUUGCUAGUCUGAUCGUACAAAGUGCAGAGGAGGGGACGGAAGAUGUGGGUGACAUGUCCCUUUUUGUUCAUGAGAGAUAGUCUAGGUCCACUUCUGGAGUUCAAAUACUCCUGAACUCUGAGCAGUUCAGGUACAAAUCCAAGUCUGACUCCUGCUUUGGAGGCCGUAGUGCUUGGACCAAGUAGCCGUGGUGUCUUCUAUUUCUUGCACUUCCUCUGAACCUCUCGGCACGGGCUCUCUGAGGGCUGGCAGUGUCCGAUCAUUUACAGAGAGGAGAAUUUUUGUGGAACUGGGGAAAAAUGUACAUAAGAGACGUAUAAAUCUGUAGAGAAAAGUAGGGGAAGAGGUAGAAGUAUACAAAGGAAUCUGAAAUAUUUGCAUGUACAGGGGAUGUUUUGACUGUCACAUGGAAAAUGUGAAAGGUGGA
Alligator mississippiensis (American alligator) is the source of this 13122-nucleotide messenger RNA. It is a transcript of the gene IGSF9B, whose product is annotated as immunoglobulin superfamily member 9B. Lineage: Eukaryota; Metazoa; Chordata; Crocodylia; Alligatoridae. The transcript is spliced from 20 exons. Gene Ontology annotation, molecular function: protein binding. The coding region runs from base 117 to 4439 and encodes 1440 amino acids. Gene Ontology annotation, biological process: cell-cell adhesion. The record is from RefSeq and is a predicted model, not a curated record.